Messenger RNA from Hypoxylon trugodes, 1655 nucleotides. RefSeq names its product putative MFS monosaccharide transporter. Gene Ontology annotation, cellular component: membrane. Gene Ontology annotation, biological process: carbohydrate transport; transmembrane transport. Gene Ontology annotation, molecular function: carbohydrate:proton symporter activity. NCBI's taxonomy places the organism in Eukaryota, Fungi, Ascomycota, Sordariomycetes, Xylariales, Hypoxylaceae. The record is from RefSeq and is a predicted model, not a curated record. The transcript has 2 exons. Bases 167 to 1582 code for a protein of 471 amino acids.
UGCCAUCGGUACAUUCCUUUUCGUACGUCCAAUUCUCUUUCCCGGGAAGCUGAGGCGAAAGGUGAUAAUAGAGAAUGAAUUCUAUGCUAAUAAUCAUCUUUCACUAUAGGGUUUUGAUACGGGCAUUGCCACGACUACUAUCGCCCAUGAUAGUUGGAUCAAGUAUAUGCACAACCCUUCCAAUGGACUUACUGGUGCGGUAGUAGCUGUGUACAUCGCUGGUGAAGCUGUUGGGGCUCUGGCCCAGACUUUCAUAGGAGAUAAACUGGGCCGCAUCCGAUUUAUGCAACUGCUGUGCAUCAUCGUUACGAUCGGCACAGUGAUCCAGACAGCCUCCGUCAACAUCGGUAUGUUCUUGGCGGGUCGCGCGAUUGCAGGUAUCGCUGUGGGCGGUAUGGUUGCGACGGUUCCGAUCUAUCUCAGCGAGAUCUCACCACCCAGCUCGCGCGGCCUCAUCGGCGGCAUAUCCGGAUGUGGUAUCUCCUUUGGAACCAUGAUGUCUAAUUGGGUGGGCUUUGCAUGCUCAUAUGCGCCCUACGGGGCGACGCAAUGGCGUCUCCCGCUCGGUAUUCAGAUCCCCUGGGGUGUCAUCAUGUUCGUGGGACUUGCCACAUUUAUGCCCGACUCUCCGCGACAGCUGUUACGCAACGGCAAGGUAGAUGCUGCACGUCACGAGUUCGCACGCGUCCGCCGGGAUCUCCAGUCCCACGAAGUGCACGAAGAGUUCGUGCUUAUGCGCGCACAGAUCGAGUUCGAAAUGACCCGUGAGAUCCAAACAUACCGCGAAGUCUUUACCUUAUUUGGUCGUCGUGCCAUGGUCUCUAUUGUCGUGCAGACAAUGACGAGUCUCACGGGUAUCAAUGUUAUCCAGUACUACCAGACCACGCUGUAUAAGUCCCUGGGAAUCCAACAAGAGACUAUUCUCGCUCUAGCCGGCGUAUACGGCACUGUAGCGUUUAUUUCGAAUUGCAUCACAACGAAGUUCCUAACAGAUCAAUGGGGCCGUCGUAAGAUGAUUUUGACCGGUCUAUCCGGACUUAUCCUGGUCAUGAUAUACUCGGCGGUAAUGCAGCGCUUCUUCCAGGACAGCAACAAUACGAUCGGGAAGGGCUUCGCCGUCCUCGGUAUCUAUCUAUACGUGGCAUUAUACUAUGCCAUGAUCAACAGUACGACUUGGUUGUAUGGUGCAGAGGUGUUACCUAUUGCGUUGCGUAGUAAGGUGAUGGGACUCGCGGCCGCGGGGCACUUCAUUGUUAACGUUGCCGUAACGGAGGCCGGUCCGAGCGCUUUUGCUAAUAUCCACGAGAACUACUACUAUGUCUUCGUCGUUUGCACUACCGUCUUCCUAAUCGUCGCAUACUUCUACUUCCCUGAGACUCGCCGUAAGACACUCGAGGAGAUCGCUCAGGCCUUCGGUGAUAAGGUCGUGCUCGUUGACGAGAGCCAGACGGAUGGUGAACAAGCCGUAUCGGCGGCGACGCAAGAUGAGGAAAACCGAAGUGUCGGUAAGGACGAAAGCAAGGCUGCAAUAACAGCUUCGACAAAAUCAACUUUCCCUAUCGAUCAAUCUUCUGGGACAUAGUUCAAAGAAUAUUCAAAGUCAAGUUAUGUACCAGAUACCUAAUUUUAGCUACCGAAAUACAGAAAAUUUGACC